UUGACGACAAAACGCGCUAAACGUAAAGUGAUAUGGAGCCAGAGGAGAAGAAGGAUAUGCAAAAGGAAGCCUCUCUUAGUAGCAUUCCACCGGCAAUACAGUGGAAACGUGCUGCUCUCUUAGCCAAAUCGGCCGCUGCUUCAAAGGAAAAUAUCGAUAAUGACAGUGAUGGCGAGGAUGUGGAUACGAAGCAGGCAAUUAAAUAUGGCAAUAAGUGCCAAGCAACAUGUGGAAUUUUGAAAGAAUACUGUGAUUAUAGUACAAUUCAUGGCUUUCGUUAUUUGGGCGAAACAAAGCGUCCACGUUGGGAAAGACUCUUCUGGGUACUCGUACUGAUAUUCUCCAUAUACACUUGUGCCACACUCAUCAUGAAUAUCUGGGAUAAGUGGAAUAAUAAUCCCGUAAUUGUAUCCUUUGCUGAGAAGUCCACGCCCGUUUGGCAGAUUCCAUUCCCAACCGUAACGGUUUGUACCGAGACCAAGGGCAGGCAAACAGCAUUUAACUUCACCGAAAUGUAUUGGAAGAUCUCCGAUAGAUUUAAUAAUGUCACAGACAUCGAUCUGACGGAUGAGGAAGUUAUACGUAUGGAGGCUUUAGCUCAGGUGUGCGAUGCUCAUUUACUGACUGAUUUUAAAUUUGGCCACAAAACCGCAUCGGACUCGGAGAUUGUUAGCGCUUUGGGCGCUGUCACGCCACUCUUCAAUGAGACCUAUUUGAAUUGUAAAUGGCGGAAUUUUCCAGAGAAUUGUGUACAUAUUUUUAAGAAAUUCAUUACGGAAGAGGGUGUAUGCUAUAGCUUCAAUUCACUCAGUCCAGCGGAGAUCUAUAGGCCAGAGGGCAUAAUUAAGGAAAUGCUCUUCCAAACGGACAAUCGCACGGCCACUGACUGGAAUGUGGAAGAUGGUUACAGCGCCAGCGCAGAUCCGGAAACCUAUCCAGAGCGUGUAUUGGGUCCAGGUGCACGCGCCGGUCUCUAUAUGGUUUUGAAUGGUUUCGAACAAGAUUUUGAUAACUUAUGUCGUGGCCCAGUGCAGGGCUUCAAAAUUAUUUUACAUACACCCGGCGAGGUGGCUCAAAUAUCGAAACAAUACUUCCGCAUACCUUUUGAUCAGGAGGUUUUGAUUUCAAUAAAACCAAAAAUUAUAACAACAUCAGAGGGCUUGCGUCACUAUGAGCCACACAGACGCCAGUGCUACUUCCAAGAGGAGCGUUAUCUGCGCUACUUCCAAAUCUAUACGCAGAGUAACUGUGAGCUCGAGUGUUUGUCGAAUUUCACGCUCACUCAGUGCGGUUGCGUUAAGUUCUCCAUGCCACAUACGCCGGAUACGCCAGUUUGUGGUGCGCAUAGCGUGAAAUGUAUCAACGAAGCUGAAGACCAACUGCUGCUCAAGGAAUUCAAUCAGGGCGCUGAAACGGCUGAGGAAAAUGUGCGCGGUCGCACCGAAUGUGACUGCCUGCCCUCGUGUACGUCCAUCGCUUAUGAGGCGGAGAUCUCGCAAUCAGAUUUCGACUAUAAAUUAGUGGCCAACACAUUUAAGUUGGAGGAGAGUAAUAAUUUUAUGGCCAGCAACAAAAUGUCGCGCGUUUCCAUAUUCUUUAAGGAAGCUCAGUUUCUUACUUCCCGCCGCUCGGAGCUUUAUGGUACCACCGACUUCCUUGCCAACUGUGGCGGUCUUUUAGGUCUCUUCAUGGGCGUAUCCAUAUUGAGUAUUGUGGAAAUCGCUUACUUCUGCUCGGUGCGCCUCUGCACGAAUUUGCGCAUGCGUCAUGCGCGUCGCAAGGAGUUGGAACGUGAACAGGACACGGUGAAGGAUGCAUAG
Ceratitis capitata (Mediterranean fruit fly) is the source of this 1820-nucleotide messenger RNA. RefSeq names its product pickpocket protein 28 (gene ppk26). The record is from RefSeq and is a predicted model, not a curated record. Gene Ontology annotation, molecular function: ligand-gated sodium channel activity. Bases 33 to 1820 code for a protein of 595 amino acids. Gene Ontology annotation, biological process: sodium ion transmembrane transport. The transcript has 9 exons. Gene Ontology annotation, cellular component: membrane. Lineage: Eukaryota; Metazoa; Arthropoda; Insecta; Diptera; Tephritidae.